Molecule: messenger RNA, 1287 nt
Organism: Jatropha curcas
Lineage: Eukaryota; Viridiplantae; Streptophyta; Magnoliopsida; Malpighiales; Euphorbiaceae
Biological process (GO): protein ubiquitination
Molecular function (GO): transferase activity
Source: RefSeq, a predicted model, not a curated record
AUGUUCUAACAUCAUUUACCAUUUGUCAAAUUCUCUACCACACAUGUAUUAGCUAGUCAGCUUCCACAGCUGAGAAUGACAUCUGUACUCUUGUCUUGAAUCUCUCAAGUAAAUAAUUAAUUCAACAACAGAAAUCCCCGCCAUGGAUGGAACACAUCCUUCUAAUUAUAAGUCUUUGUCUCUUUCGUUAUUUAAUCAAACCUCAUAUAAAAUUCACACACGAUCAAAAUCCCAGAAAAACCCAUUUCUUCUUCUUCUUCGAUGAUCUAUGGAUACUUCUUUAGGUCCACCACCACCUUCUGGUUCAUUCCUCUCUCCAUUACUAAUCUCUCUAGCAAUUCUAGUUGGUGCUUGUCUUUUAUUACUAACGUACCAUUUCUUGUUCGUUAAAUAUUGUUUAAGAAGAGAAACAAGGUUGGCUAAUUCUAUUUCUACAGCGAUUCAAGCAGGUGAAAUGAGUUUAGGAGUUGAAGAAAAUGUUCUUAAAUCUAUUCCAAUUCUUCUCCACUCAAAUAACAAAAAUAACCAUAAUAAUUUUAGAGUUGAUCAAAACGAGUGUGUCAUUUGCUUAGGUGAAUUACAAGAAGGUGAAAAAGUACGUUUAUUACCUAAUUGUCGACAUGUUUUUCAUGUCCCAUGCAUUGAUUAUUGGUUCUUGUCUCAUACAAAUUGUCCAAUUUGUAGAGCACCAAUUAUUCCACCUUCACCACCUAUGAAAGAUUCCAUUAACAGUAGAAGAGAAAUAACUCAAAAUUUAACUCAAUCUCAUGAACAUGGAGAUGAAGAUGAUGGUGGCUGCAGUGGCCGAAAUGAUGGUGGCAGUUACGACAGUGGUGGUAGUAAUGGUGUUAACGUUUCUAGUUCAGAGCAAGCGUUGGUUAGGCAUAGUUUGUCACUAGUUUUGCCUAUGGAAGUUAAAAAGCAGCGUUUCUUGGCUUUGAAGAGGUCUUUAUCAAUGGAUCAAAGUUUCAUUAUUAUUAAUAUUGAACGAGAAAGAGAAAAAGGUUCCUCUGCUUCUUCUUCUUCUUCUUCUUCUUUGAAAGGUAUUCUUAUGGAAAAUAGAUCAUAUAGAGCAACAUCUGCGAGGCAGAUAGACGGUGUGUCUUCAAGGUUAUUGAGAUCUUUCUCUUUAAUGAGGGUUGGCCAAACUUCUUUGGCUACUGAAAUUCUUCCUUGCUAAUCAAUAAUAGCCAUCCUAAUAUUUCUUUUAUGUCUAGCAGUUUAUAGUUAGUUUAUUUUGUGGUAAGUUAUUGACAAUAAGUUGAUAUAAAUUGUCCUAAUUUCAUA